Molecule: messenger RNA, 1290 nt
Organism: Sitophilus oryzae (rice weevil)
Lineage: Eukaryota; Metazoa; Arthropoda; Insecta; Coleoptera; Curculionidae
Exons: 3
Coding region: 1-1290 (429 amino acids)
Source: RefSeq, a predicted model, not a curated record
AUGUGCCAUGCCCAAUUCCAUUUCAAAGUAGUUCUUAGGCACAUUCAAAGGCUAAACGAUGACCGAUGGACGAAGACAAUAAUAGAAUGGAGACCAAGACAUGAUGCAUUCAGGAGCAGAGGCCGUCCUCCAACCAUGACGACUUCCACAGGAGAGAUAACGAUAAUAAUUGGAGACUUCAAUGCCAAAAUUGGCCGUGGUGUUGAGGGAGAUAGCAUAGGGGCAUACGGUCUGGGCGAAAGGAACGGUAGGGGAGAUAGACUUGUGCAAUUCUGUGUAGAGAAUAACCUCUUAAUCGCUAACACCUUUUUUAAACAGCACCCCAGAAGACUGUACACCUGGAGGUCACCUGCAGAUAGGGAGAAAAAAAUUGUCAGGAAUCAGAUUGAUUUCAUUUUGCUCGGCCUAAGCUUCAAAAGGUAUAUGAAGUCAACAAGAACCUACCCUGGAGCAGACAUCGGCAGUGACCACAACCCUGUCGUGCUGGACUUUAGGCUCAAGAGAUUCUUGAGAGUUAAAAGAGAAAAAACGGCAAAGAAAAUAGACAUCGCACUAUUGAACAACCCUGAGAAAAAGAAAGAGAUCAGUUCUAAGAUCGAAAAAGAACUAGAAAUGGUAGAGGUACCUGUACGGGAAGAGGAUGUCGAAAAGACAUGGAAUUAUUUAAGAACUAGAAUAACAAAUAUCCAGGAAAAAGAUAUUGGAUUCACGGCAACCAACAAAAAGCAGGAAUGGAUGACAAAGGAAAUACUAGACCUCAUGGAUGACAGACGGAAGCAGAAGGCAAACCCGAUAGAAUACAAACGUUUAAAUGGGAUCAUUAGGAAAAAGUGCCGGGAAGAGAAAGAGAUCUGGAUGUCAACAAAAUGUCAAGAAAUAGAGCAACUACAAGCAAAACACAGAAAAUACCAAGAAACAAUCCUAAGAAACGAUAACAACGAGAUAAUUCUAGGAGUAAAGGCUAAGCUUGUGAGAUGGAAAGAAUAUAUCGAAACACUUUUUAAUGAUGACAGUCCCUGUUUCCCACCACCGAUAGAUCACAUAUUGAAUGAAAAGGCUCCAGCAAUAACCAAAGACGAAGUUGUUCAUGCAAUAAAAGCGCAGAAAAGCGGAAAAGCUACCGGUCCCGAUAAAAUAAACGUUGAAAUACUUAAACUCAUUGCAGAUAACGAAAGCAGAAGUCUAGAUUUGGUAACAGCAUUAUUUAACAAAUUAUAUAGCUCAAGCAAAAUACCGUCAGAUUGGCUUAAAUCAACAUUCGUAACCCUGCCAAAGAAACCCAACGCCUGA